Molecule: messenger RNA, 1479 nt
Organism: Mollisia scopiformis
Lineage: Eukaryota; Fungi; Ascomycota; Leotiomycetes; Helotiales; Mollisiaceae
Exons: 2
Coding region: 1-1479 (492 amino acids)
Source: RefSeq, a predicted model, not a curated record
AUGGAAACUAUCAAUGCACCCGAGAGUCCCGGCAGCGCAGUGACACUCAUUGCGCCAACUUCGAGCUCGGAUGCUACUUUCAUUGGGAUGACCAUCGAACUUCGCUGCAUGGUCUACAAGUUGUUACUCUCAAAUCCGUUACUGAGUACUCCAGAACCUCUUGACCCAGGAUCGCGGAGCCAAGAGGUAGAAUAUGGACUCUCUCCAGCACUUCUAGGGGUCAAUCGUCAAAUCAACGCAGAAGCCAGUGAUUGGCUGUAUGGGCAAAACAAAUUCUACAUGCUUUGUAAGACCCAUAGGAAGAAUACCACUGCGCCCAGCUACGAAUGGAAUCCGUACAAUGGGAUUUGCCUCUCUCCGUUGACUAGAUGGCUCCAGGACACGAGAAGUAUGAUCCAAGCUACGGAGGACAACAAGAGCGCCAUGAGAAAGGUUCGCUAUUGGAGAGUAACCGCAGCUAUGGAACUCGACUCAGGGCAACUCUCAUCUCUAAAGCUUCUCCGAAACAUCUCUGACUUCAAGAUCCGGCUUGCAACACAGAGUGAUAUGCCAAGCUCUUGGAGCUCCGCUUUCAAGCAUUAUCCGCAUCCUCACACACCGUGGCCGAGAAUGCAGAAAUUUCCUUUUGGGCAAGUGCUUGAAAUUAGCAACCUGGUAAAGAGCAAUGAACCUGUUGAGCGUAUCGGCGAUCUCUACGAUAAUCUCCUCGCGUACGCCAGGACGUUCGAACAAUUUCAGCCAUAUAAGAAGGCAAUGGGACUAACCCAGCCUGAUAUCUGGCACGGUCGAGAACUUGUCUGGUACCCCCGCAAUAGCCUCAGCACGGCGUUACGCCCGGUUCUAUCUACCAAGAAGCUCGAGUGGUUGCAGUUCCUAGACCGGAAUCUGCCUUUUCAGGACCGUAAUUCUUUUCAUGAUGCCCAUUUGCACCCAGUUGAAGCAGGUCUUCUGGCAUGUAGACACGCCAGUGAAUUUGACGAUAUGGCACUCUUCAAGACUAGGCGCGCGAGAGUUAUCCAGUACCUGGAGAAGCACUAUGAGCGCGUAGUCGGCGCAUCGAGCGCCAUCACGAAGUUCAUGGAAGACCAACACGCUGGUGGAAGUCUCGGUGGGAGCGACAAUGAAGACGAAAGAUGCAAGGCAGGAUUAGUCCUCCUCCGAGAGUAUCAAGAUGCUUUCAUUCGAGACUUCCUUCCAUGGAUCAAGGAAAAUAUCGAUAAAUACACUGGAUGGGAUACCUUCUUCGAACAGUACCAUUGCGAAACCAAAGACCUGUUGAGGCGUGCUCAAGAGAUGAUUAAGGGAAAGGCUUACUGCGAGUUUUUGCCCAUCUUCAAUCAAGUGGUGCAACUGCUUGAUAAAGACUUCAUUGAGAUGCAAGAGGCGAGACAGAAGUUAUUCGAGUGGGAUGUGACGGAUCGAAGAUGCGAUAUUGACGUCGAUUUGGGUCGCUUCGUUGAGGGGAGAAGUCGAUGGUGA